Apis cerana (Asiatic honeybee) is the source of this 3039-nucleotide messenger RNA. Its product is annotated as hyaluronan mediated motility receptor. NCBI's taxonomy places the organism in Eukaryota, Metazoa, Arthropoda, Insecta, Hymenoptera, Apidae. The record is from RefSeq and is a predicted model, not a curated record.
AUGAUCGAGAUACAGGAUGGUAUCCUUGACAAAGGUACCAAAAAUAAUUUGCCGAGGGAAAAUGAGGACCGAAUGAAACAUUUACUCGAAAAAUUACAACUAACUCAAACGAAACUAUAUGAAUCUAAAAAUAACUGCAUCAGUCUUAAACAAGAGAUUAAUAAAUUGAAUAAGUUAUUAUAUAGCGAAAUUGGUGAAAAUGUGAAUUUGAAUAAUUUAUCGAAUCAAUCCGGAUGGCGUGGAAGAGCUGAACAGAUUCAUCUAUUACAUCAAAAAAUAACUGAAUUGCAAUCAAAAUUAUCGGAAUAUGAAGGAACGCAAAAAACAUCUAUUGUAUCCGUAGAACGAAAAAAUUUUGAGAAUCUUCGAAAUGUUGAAAAAGAAAGACGGCGUCAAAUUGAAGAUUCAGUAAAGCAACUUCGACAAACAGAAGUCAUUGUUGAAGAAUAUAAAAGAAAAUUAGAAGCUUCAAAAGCAAGAAUAAAAGUAUUAGAGCAUGAAUUAAAUAUUACAAAAGGAAACAUUGCUAUAUUAAAUGAAAAAAGAUCUCACGAUAUUCAUUUAAUUGAGACACUCAACAAUCGGCUUAAAACUACCGAAAUAAAACAUGAAGAACGCGAGACAGAUACAAGAAACAGAUCAGAGAAGAUUGAACGUGAGUACACGAAUUUGAAAAAUGAUUUACAGUCAGCACAACUUCAAAUUGAUCGGUUGCGUAAAAAAUUAGAAGAACGAGAAAUCGAAAUAGAUAAAUUGAGGAAUGGAACGAUCCCCAAUAUAUGGGAGAUUAAAUCUCAAAAAAUUACGCAACCGGAAAUAUUUUUAAAUAAUUUUAACAAUAAUACCUCUCCUCAUACCGUUCGAAGUACAUGCGAACCUAACGAGUAUGUAACUUUAGCUCUUGCCGCUGAGGCUGAAAGAGAGAGAUUGCUGGAAUUAAUAACAAUACUUAAUAGACGACUAGAUAAAGAAAGAAAUGAUGCUGAUAUUCUUUCUAAUAUCUUACGUAAUGAAAAAUACAAAUCGGCAAAAUUAGAGUUAAAAAUUCGAAAAUUAGAGACAGAAAAAAUAGGAAUUGUUAAGAUUGAUACUGGAUAUAGGACAAAAUUACCAAAAUUAUCAAAAACUAAUGAUAAAUUAAUGGAUAUAGAGCAAAUGCGGCUUAAAAUGGAAUUAUUGCAAGAAGAAUGUCUCGCGUUGAAAGCUAGAUUAGAUGCUGUGCAAAAAGACAAAGUUGCCGAUCUUGCAACUUAUAAACAAAUGUUUGAGGAAGUCAGAAAAAUUUUUUAUGAAGCCUACAGGAACAAAUCAUCAGUUCCCAUUGGCAGUCGUUCAACCAUUACAGUUUAAUUAAAAUCAAAAACUUUUUUGAACGAUGCGUUUAUUCUAAAAUAAAAUACAUUCUAUACUUUAAUUAAACGAUGAAAAAUUUAUCAUGGUGAAAUAAAACAUGAUAUUAUUAGUAAAUCAUGAAUUGAUCAGCGAUGGCUAUUGUUAGUUCCUUCCGAUCGGAAUUGUGUAAGAACUACAAAAUCGUGUACGAUGAUGUAACUAGGACACGAGAUAAGGUGCAACGCACCACGUAAACGCGCGUGACAUCGUCAAAGCAACGGUUCCGUUUCUGUCUUUUAUUAUUUUUUUCUUUUCCUUUUUAUAGAACCUGUGUUUACUCUGAACUAUAGCAUUAACUAUUGCUAUUGAUAUCGUUCGUCAGUUUUACAUCCAUGGAUUUAUAAUUAUUUUUUUUCAAAAAUUUUAAAAAAUGAAUUGAUGAUCAAGUAUAGCUUUUUUUAUUUUUUUUAUUUUUUAUCUUCUUUCUUUUCUAUAAAAAAGAGAACUUUAGAAUUGAAUACUAUUUCAUCAAUUAUAUUUCAUACGAAACUUAUAUUCUUAAAUACAACUUAAAACUAGAGCUUUAAAACCUUGAUGAAUUAGAUUUUCUGAUGAAAUUCGUACUAUUUUAUAUUAUUCUUUAAGUAAUUGCUUAAGUAAAUGUGUUAAUUGUAUUGUCUUGAGUAUAGAAAUAUCUUUCAUAAGAAAAUUCAGCUCAGAGCGUUCCAAUCGGUGGUAAGCUCAAGCAUACAGGUGCGAGCUUACAGGUGUUGGCGCUUCUACCUGAUAAGAAGCAUAUCCGUGACGUCAGAUCAGCACAGGUAGAGUAUAUGAGUCGAACCGGAGAGACAUCCACGUCACUCGUUCUUGAACCUCUUCGUUCGUUUGUUCUGCAAAGAGUUGUUCGUCAGUUAUUAACUUUCUCGUUAGUUCGUUGCGCGCCCCUUUCACUGUCUCUGACUUCACUAUCCCUGAUUAUUUUUUUCAUACAAUAACGUGAAUCGAGAAGAAGCUUUAAGCGGAAUGUAUGUUCAUCCGGAAGUCUAGCGUGAUCAGUUAUGAUUUUGGAACCAGAGGUACCUAUUAGGCGUUCAUAUCCAUUGCCGCUGAAGUUCCUGCGACCUCAAGUAUUUACAGCUGGAAUUCUUCGUGCCGAGGUCUUUUCAUGUGUAAAUUCCAGAGAUAUUGCUAGUAGAGAAUACACGACGUUGGUUUCACGCUUGAAAUAAUGAUUAUGUAACAUAUGGGCAUUGGUAAUGAAACAUUUUACAACGACCCCGAUAACGUUGUUGAAUUUUUCAGGUAUUUAAGAUAUUCGUUCCGUGACAUUGUCUUUAGAACAAAUUUUUGAUAAACAAAAACAUCGCAUAUUAGGAAAUCUCAAUUAUUGUUUAUAAAUUUAUCUUAUUUUUAUCUUAAUGGUACUAUUUUCAUAAAAUAUUAUAUAUAAUAUAAAAAAUAUAUAGAAUUAAAUGAAUUAAAUGGAUUUAUCCAAUUAAUUAUGGAAUAAUAUUAAUUGAUGAUUAUGUCAGAACAUUAAUAUUGGUAAUAUUGGUAAUAUUAUUACAAUUAUAAUAAUGAUAACGAAAUUAAAUGUAUAUUACAUUUAUUUGGAAGAUUACAAUAUUAGGAAGAAAAAUUUCGGAAUCAUAUAUUUUUUAAAUAUUCAAUUUUUAUAAAUAAAAUAAUAAUAAAUAAAAUAUUUUA